Adineta steineri is the source of this 681-nucleotide messenger RNA. The record is from the annotation of a GenBank genome assembly. Lineage: Eukaryota; Metazoa; Rotifera; Eurotatoria; Adinetida; Adinetidae.
AUGAAACAUAUAGGAAUUGUUGAUAUUACAACAGUUGGUGCAUGUUUAUGUGCAAAUGAAAUUGUUGCACAAGCAGCAAAACUUACUUCAUCAAAAAAACAUCCAGAAUUUACAAUGCAUGCAUUUUCUUAUGAUGAAUAUUACGAAUAUAUUCAUAAAAAAGAUUGGAUUAGUUUGAGUAACAAAAUAUGUGAAUCAAUUAAAUUACUGGAAAAAGUUGGUGCUGAUUUUGUUAUUAUUCCAUCAAAUACUCCUCAUUAUUCUAUAGAAAUGAUUGAAAAGAACUCACCAUUGAAAGUAAUUAAUUUAAUUGAAAUUGUUGCUGAUGAAUGUCAUAGAAAAGGUUAUUCAAAAGUUUUAGUUCUUGGAACAAAACUGACUAUGCAAGGAGGAUUAUAUAAUAAAGUAUUAAAAUCAAGAAAUAUAACAUCGAUUACUCCUACAGAUGAUAUUUGUGAUAAAAUUGAAAAUUUAAUACGAAAUGAAAUUAUUCCAUCACAAAUAAAUUCAACAACGGUACAAAAUAUUCAAAAUGAUAUUAAAAAAUAUGAUUGUGAUGCAAUUAUUCUUGGAUGUACAGAAUUACCUGUUGUAUAUAAUGAAAACAAUCUUGAAAAACCUGUUGUUGAUACAACUCGUUUACUUGCUCAUUAUGCUUUACAAUUCGCUAGUGAAGAUUAA